Kogia breviceps (pygmy sperm whale) is the source of this 594-nucleotide messenger RNA. RefSeq names its product nuclear protein 1, transcriptional regulator (gene NUPR1). The record is from RefSeq and is a predicted model, not a curated record. Gene Ontology annotation, biological process: negative regulation of cell cycle; negative regulation of cell population proliferation. NCBI's taxonomy places the organism in Eukaryota, Metazoa, Chordata, Mammalia, Artiodactyla, Physeteridae. Gene Ontology annotation, cellular component: nucleus.
AACAAAGCUUUAGAAGACGAGAGAGAGACAGAGACAGACGGACAUUAUGGCCACCUUCCCGAGAGCAGCCAGCCCAUCCAGGCAGCCCCCAGGCCCAGAGGAUGAAGACCCCAACCUUGAUGAGUAUGACCUCUACAGCCUGGCUCAUUCUUACCUGGGAGUGGGAGGCCGGAAAGGUCGCACCAAGAGAGAAGCCGCCGCCAAUACCAACCGUCACAGCCCUGGUGGGCACGAGAGGAAGCUGGUGACCAAGCUCCGGAACACGGAGCGGAAGAAGCGAGGGGCACGGCCCUGAGACAGAACUCGAGAUGAGGUCAGAGCACGGACACCCACAGCGAUGGAGACAGAUCUGCGAGGAAUCAGCCCCUGGGGGCAGGACCCAGGCCUGCUUGCCCCCGCCCCCAGGACUUAGCCCACCUGACUAAGCUUCCGAGGGGCCACCAACGAAGCAGCCCCGGCCCCAGAAAAAGGACAAGAUGGGGAACAAGAGGCAGAGAGUAGAGAGAGGCAGAAUCAUGAAGGUACCCCUCAAAAAGAACGAAGAAACCGGAGCUCCCCACGGUGAUAGCGACAAUAAACAAAGUACAGCAGCUG